This is a messenger RNA of Antechinus flavipes (yellow-footed antechinus), 5055 nucleotides long. It is a transcript of the gene STIMATE, whose product is annotated as STIM activating enhancer. The transcript is spliced from 8 exons. Gene Ontology annotation, molecular function: calcium channel regulator activity. NCBI's taxonomy places the organism in Eukaryota, Metazoa, Chordata, Mammalia, Dasyuromorphia, Dasyuridae. Bases 116 to 1006 code for a protein of 296 amino acids. Gene Ontology annotation, cellular component: cortical endoplasmic reticulum; membrane. The record is from RefSeq and is a predicted model, not a curated record. Gene Ontology annotation, biological process: activation of store-operated calcium channel activity.
AGGUGGCCGGCUCCCGGGGCUCGGGGGCUCCGAGCUGGCGGCGGCUCGGGGAGGAGAAGCCGGGCCGGCUUGGGUCGGGCCGGGGCGUCCGUCCCUUCCUCCGGCCAGCCUCGCCAUGCAGGGCCCCGCCGGCAACACGAGCCGCGGAAUGACGGGUGGGCCGCCCCCCACGGCCUCGGCCGGGGCCGGCGAGCGGGGCUGCGAGAACGGCGCCUUUAUGGACAGCUUCGGCAUCUUCCUGCAGGGGCUGCUCGGAGUUGUGGCCUUCAGCACCUUAAUGCUCAAGCGCUUCAGAGAACCAAAGCAUGAAAGGCGUCCAUGGAGAAUAUGGUUUCUAGACACUUCAAAACAAGCCAUAGGAAUGUUGUUCAUUCACUUUGCAAAUGUCUAUUUAUCAGAUCUUACUGAAGAGGACCCUUGUUCACUAUAUCUUAUCAACUUUCUCCUCGAUGCCACCUUGGGGAUGCUGCUUAUCUACGCAGGCGUGCGAGCCGUCAGUGUUCUGGUGGAGUGGCAACAGUGGGAGUCUCUUCGGUUUGGCGAAUAUGGAGACCCACUGCAGUGUGGUGCCUGGGUUGGGCAAUGUGCUCUGUACAUCGUGAUCAUGAUGUUUGAGAAAACCAUCAUCAUCAUCGUCCUCCUCAUACCUCAGUGGAAAAAGGUUGCCCUUUUGAAUCCUAUUGAGAACCCUCAACUGGAGCUGGCCAUUGUCAUGCUGAUAGUCCCGUUCUUUGUCAAUGCGCUGAUGUUUUGGGUUGUGGAUAAUUUUCUUAUGAAAAAGGGAAAGACAAAAGCCAAGCUAGAAGAAAAAGAAGCCAGCUUGGACUCAAGAAAUGGAAGUAAAGUCCGGUACAGGCGGGCCGCGUCCCACGAAGAGUCAGAGUCUGAAAUUCUGAUGUCUGCGGAUGAUGAGAUGGAAGAGUCAGAUGCCGACGAGGACCUCCGAAGAUUGACCACCUUGAAGCCUGUGAAAAAGAAGAAGCACCGAUUUGGGCUGCCCGUAUGACACGCUCCCUGGCCUGGGGCCUGCGGCCAUGGUCACUCUGAACUGGCGGGCUUUCGUUCUGCAGUGUCACCUGACCUCUGCCCUUCCCGCUCCUCACCUCUCCCCUUCCUGCUCCCCUUUCCUCUUUUACUGCUGUCCUGCCUUCUCUGACACCCAUGACGUGGACCAAGGGAGGGAGAACAAGUGCCCCGAGGAGGCCAUGGCAUUUGGAGACUACAAUUCUGUUGCACUACAAACACUGACCUAAUAUGCAACCGAGGUUUGGUUUGGGUCUCCUCCAUCCAUCUGGUGUAUCCAGUGUUGUCAGGGACCAAAAUUACACCGGCCUUUGUCCGGCUCAACAGAGCUGCCGAAGAGGAUGACGCGUGUGUGCUCGCACAGCUCAUGUGCCCAUGCUCUCUCUCUCACACACACACACACACACACACACACACACACACACUCUCAGACUGCAGCUGCCUCCUUUCAGUUCUGUGGGGAAUGACGGGAUGAGUCACAUUGGGAGGAAAAAGUAAUCCAGAUUGAUCACGUUGGAGCCAGUAUGUUUUCUUACUAUAAAGAAGUGGCUUUUGCAGAAAUUAAUUCCUAGAACCCAGGAUAGUUUUAUGGUUAUAAGCCUUAACGAUGUUGAUGUUUUUAAGUCUCUGUGUUUGUUUUCCUACAAGGUACCUAUGGAAUCGAUAGGAAGAACAUAGAUUUUUUUUUUUUAAGUCUUCUCUAUCCUAUUGGACUUUUAUAAUUUAAGUUAUAUUUUCAUACUGUUCUAUUUAAGGAUUCUUUUUUUAACCACCACCAAAAAAGAAAAGAAAAGAGAUGGUCUGUUUACCUUUCAAGUAAUGUCUAGGUGGGGAAAAAGUCAGAAGGUUUGCUUCAGAAUAAUUUAAUUGUUUCAUGGCUUUGCAGUUAGGCAAAGGGCUCAGGAAAGAAGCCAGUUCUCAGCUGUAAUCCCUAAACCAUGUACCGCUUAAUGUCAUCCUCAAGCAAUGGAGUCCCUAUUCUAUCUGGCCAGAAUUCCCAUGCUUUCUCUGCAGAUUUAGGCCAUCAUAAGCACCUUGCAGUAAAAUGGUCAGGUAAAAGGGGUUCAUUCACCAUAAAGGAAGAUUUAAAUCCUGAUGAGCAACAUUACAAUCCAUUUGGCUGAGCCCGUAGUAUGUUCUCAAACUGCCUCUCUUUUAAUUCCUUCUUCAUUCUCCCCAAAUACAACAGACUCAAGUAUGAACCCAGAUUUCUUCUCACGUGCAGAGAUUCAGGCUGCAGAACCGGCCAAAAAAUCCUUCCUUAAUGCUUUUCUGAAUCCCAAGAUUGUCAGCCUAUUUUGCACAUUCUGAUCAUUCUCUUCCUAAGCUUCCCCAUGUUUUCCAAUUUUUUUUUUUUGAUUGACAGAGGUGAGAGAGAGCCUCAGGGCUUCUUUGGAUCUGCAGAUAGGAGCUUCCAGGUUUGCAUUUGCCAUUUUCAUAAGUCCAGCGCAUGCCCUCAGAUGGGCUUCAGGCACCUGGGACUCAGUGCAUUUCUUAAUAACAGACCAGUUUGCAAAAAUGUUUUCUUCCUCAUGUGGAGCCCCAGGCAGGGAGCAGCAGCAGAGGCAUUUGUCACAGCUGAGACAUCAGGGUGGCAAUGUAGAAGGAAAUAGUAGAAUGACUUCUCUGCACUCUGAAGAGCAGCUGUUCCCAGGCUUAAGCCAGACAAAUUCAGUGAAUAACAACUCGCUUUUUAAAAGAUAUUUUUAAAUGUUUUACAUACACAUAUUAGGUCUGGAUUGUGGUGUGUUAAAUAGGCUGCUAAGCAGGCUCCCACAGGACCUCAGAGAAUAUUGAACUGUUACGCUCCCAUGUUUUCUUGCUAUUCUAACAUUCCUAUUUGUUGACCUAUGGGCAGUGAGCAAGUCUUGAUGGAGAUUUCCCAGCUGUACUAUGCCUUGUGCCAAGCACCCAGCAAGAGACUUGUUCCCCACCCUGACACAAAGAACUGAGGGGAGCCACUGACCUGUAACUGUGCUUUUACACAUCCUCUUUGCAAUAAGAAGUGAUUUGUUGUUCUUGUGUAAUCUGUUCCAUCUGAGAACUUGGUUGCAGGGGCUGAGAGCGAAGGGGAAUCCUGCCCCUGACUUUAUUCCUUUCACCAUCCCCUUAUUCUGCUCUUACCCUCCCCCCAUGGCUGUAUAGUCAGCUUCUCCUAAGGCAGGAGAGAAAGCAGCAUUUGGGGAAGCCAGUUCCAAUCCCAUUUCUGGGCAGUCAUCUGUGAGAUCCAGAAAAGAGACUCAGUGUGUUCAAAGGCAUCAGGAUUUAGGAAGACUGACACAGAUUUUCCUACCUAUAGGAAGUGACACAUGGUCUUUCUAAAUACCCUUUUCCCUGAUGCUCUUCCCUGGCAGUUUGAACAGCAUAUAUAGCUACUUUGUUCCCUCUAUCCCUUUGGAUUCAGAGCAAUUUUCUGCCCAGGGUGUCUGAUUUUGAGUUUUGUUUUAACCUUUAGCUAAGUCUAUACAAACCAUCUAUUCCCUAUUUUUAAAAAGCCUUAAUCAUGUAAAAUGUGUUAAAUUAUGUGUUAACACAGACCUCAGAUGAUCCACAACAUUGCAGCAAUGGUAUAUGAGGGAAAGGAGCAGGGGCAAAGAGGAGAGAGAUGGUGAGAUUGUGGUAUGUUUUUCUUUGAAUUGUUUUUAAUAAAUGCUUUGAGAUCUCUGGGUAGCUGACUAACAGGGUGAUGUGGUCAGGCCUUGAAAGCCAAAGACCAUUGGGAAUGCGGGUUCCCUGCUCUCUGAAGAUAGGAUAUAGGGUUUUCUUAAAAGGUCUCUUGGUGAUUAGUUUAUCCAGCAUGACUCCACCAAUUUUUGGCCAUACUCUAAACAGGUAGUCCCCAGCCUUUGGUUCAGUAUCCCAGGAAGACAUUGGAGAGCAGUGACAGGGCUUCCUUCCAUCAGGGUGUGAAGUAUCCUAUACAAAACAUCACUUGGGGUACAGCUAAUAGCUACAGGGUGCUCAUCCCCAUUGUCAUAGAUAUCCCGGAGGAAGCAUUAUUUAACAACUUGGGCUUUUUUUGAGGAGCAAAGUAAAGCAGACUUAAGUCUUAUUAAUAUUAAUCUGAUCCAGUGUCCAAAAGUGACUGGUGAUCAGUCCUUUACAUAGAGAUUGGAUUCAAGAGCAUAGGGUAAUACGUGUCAUGUUGGUAUAUUUGUCAGAAAUGAGGGGACUAGACUGCAGUUUUCAUAUGAUGAGAUAUGAAAGUAGCUUAGAUCUGUCUAUAAUAGCUUUGUGUACAGAGGGCUAUCUGUGGCUGAGCUGCAUUGAGGAAACUUCAAAGCUCAACUGAACCACAUUCCCCAUUCUCCUCUUUUCCCGCUGGACUGUCAUGUGUUAAUGUCUACUUAUCUUGCCUUUUUCUUCAGGGAAAAAAAAAAAAACUUAGAAUCAAGACUUCUCCCAGACAGUGCAAAUUGGUGCCUUUUGCUGGCACUAGCCCCAGGCACGGCUUGCAGUCAGGUCUCAGAAGACUCCGUUGGGAGCCUUCGGAGAAUGUGGCCACCAAUGAUACCCACCACUGUGCUUCACUAACCUGCCAUCCAUGGGGCUUUUUUUUUUUUUUUUUUGGCAGCAGAAUAAACUGAAGGGUGAAGCAACCCAACUGUGCUACAGAGUAGGGGAAAUUUCUAUAAGAAAGUUUUCAGAUGUUCCUAACAAAAAUGGAAAACUGAUUUUACAGUGUCACUUUUCCAAAGGGAUUGUUUUCCUUUGAUGUGGGACCUAAUUCUUAUUGGGAAUAGGUUGGGUUUUGUCUCAUUUGGUUUGGGGUUAUUGGUAUCUGAAUGUUGAGCUCUCAAGAGGUUUCAUUUGAACUUUCUUUUGAUGAAUAAAUUAGGAGUUGGAUCUUUGUGAGCAAAAAAACCUUGAUAGGAUACUGCUGCAUUUGAUGGUAUUGUCCAAUCAGUGGUGUUACAUUUAAAAAAAGAAAAAAGAAAAAAAAUUUUAAGUGUAAGGGAAGAUAAUGUACUUACAUUGUAUAAUGGUUUACAAUAAAGUUUGACACCUUAUUACCAAUUUUUUAAAAACAAA